AAGCAGCUGAAAGGGUUAAUGAGUCAGCAGCUUCCUCUUCUGAACAAAUUGAGCUGAGCGUCACUCUGCGGUCUAACGGACACAAAACGCUCCAAAAACACGCUGCCAACCUGAGACGCUGCAUAGACCAAGACACCACCACUGUCACUGAACAAAGAUUCUGAUCACAUGACCUCCAUGGAUGACAUCAUGGCGGUGUUCACCACCAAGGAGCCGUCCUCCAUCAGCCCGUCUCCCACCACCCUUGAUGACGAGGACUGGGACUAUGACGACCUGUACUGUGACCAGGGCGCAGUGCGGGCAUUUAGGAGUCGCUAUGAGCCACCACUCUUCUGGAUGAUCACGUUGGUGGGUGGAGUCGGGAACCUGGCCGUGGUGUGGAUCUACCUGAACUUCCGCCGGCGGCUGAAGACCAUGACGGACGUAUACCUGUUGAACCUGGCGGUGGCCGACCUGCUGUUCCUGGUCACGCUGCCGCUGUGGGCAUACGAGGCGCUGCACGGCUGGAGCUUUGGCUCCGUCCUCUGCAAGGUGAACUCCGCCCUCUACAAGGUGAACCUGUUCAGCGGCACACUGCUGCUCACCUGCAUCAGCGUCGACCGCUACGUGGUCAUCGUGCAGAGCGCCAAAGCUCGCAACUCGCAGGCGGAGCGCCGUCGCUGCAGCACGCUGGUGUGCGUGGGAGUGUGGCUGCUCGCCUUGCUGCUCGCUGCGCCCGAGCUUGCAUUCGCCACCACGGCGGAGGCGGGCUCGCAGGACUACUGCAGGAUGGUGUUUCCGUCGCACGUGGGGAACCGCACCAAGAUCCUGGCACUAUCGCUGCAGGUCAGCAUGGGCUUCUGCCUGCCCUUCUGCGUCAUGGCGUUCUGUUACAGCGUCAUCGUCGCUACGCUGCUCCGCACACGCAACUUCCAGAAGCACAAGGCCAUGCGUGUCAUCCUGGCCGUGGUUGUGGUCUUUGUGGCGUCCCAGCUGCCUUAUAAUGGCGUGCUGGUGAUGGAGGCCACACAGGCGUCCAGCCUGACCAUGACGGACUGUGAGCAGAUAAAGCGCUUCAACAUGGCAGGCCACGUGCUCAAGAGCCUGGCCUACACGCACGCCUGCCUCAACCCCUUCUUGUACGCCUUCGUAGGCGUGCGUUUCCGCCGCGACCUCCUGCAGCUGCUUAGCGCCUGCCACCACCGGACACCGGCCAAUCACAGCCAGCCGAGCAAGACGUGCCGCAGCCCACUGAGCUCCACCCGCGCCUCCGUCAUGUCGGACAGCGACACCUCACAGGCGCUUUCGCUGUAAAAACCGCGGCUUUAGGAGCCUGACGACAUCAUCCGCCCCUCACCAUGCCCUCAGAAUCUACUUCCUAUGACCAGCAGAGGCUUUUCAAAUUAAAAGGGUUUUCAGAGGUUUUGUUUUUCAAGUUAAAGGCCAAACAGCUGAAGUAUCAAGGAGAUCGGAACUGUCAAGGCCUUCAAUCUUUCACCUUGAAAUCAAGACUUCCAAGACUUUUUCCAGGACUUUUUUCCAGAACUUGUUUUCUCAGGAGCUUUCAAGGACUUUUACUGAAAACAUUCUCCAGGACUUUCUCCAGACCUUCCCAGUACUUAGGACUUGUUUUCCAGGGCUUGUUUUCCAGGACUUGCCUGCACAGUGAAUGUAAAAGUGUUGAUGUUUAGCUGCUGCGGUGUGGGCUGGCUGGUCAUGUGACCUGCGUGUUUACUGUGAAGGAGACAAACAGGUGUGUCUCUCUAAAGGUUUGUCGAUAUUUUUGUGGCUUUGUUUUCGUCGUCUGUAAGGACGUGACCAAGUCCUCUGACAUGUUCAUUAAAGCGUGUGCAAAGCGUG
This is a messenger RNA of Plectropomus leopardus (leopard coralgrouper), 1839 nucleotides long. RefSeq names its product chemokine (C-C motif) receptor 9a (gene ccr9a). The record is from RefSeq and is a predicted model, not a curated record. Gene Ontology annotation, biological process: calcium-mediated signaling; cell chemotaxis; positive regulation of cytosolic calcium ion concentration. Lineage: Eukaryota; Metazoa; Chordata; Actinopteri; Perciformes; Serranidae. Gene Ontology annotation, molecular function: C-C chemokine receptor activity; C-C chemokine binding. Gene Ontology annotation, cellular component: membrane; external side of plasma membrane.